AUGGAGCUCAUAGGACUGGAGACCCUUUUGCUGGUUCUGGCUAUUUCUUGCCUUUUCAUCUACUCAACAUGGGACAAACUAUACAGGAAACGAAACCUUCCCCCAGGACCAACUCCACUCCCCUUGAUUGGAAAUUUGCUUAAAAUCAAGAGGGGGGAAAUGGUGAAAUCACUUAUUGAGAUGGGGGCUCAGUAUGGUCCUGUGUACACAAUCUACUUUGCACAUCGUCCAGUGAUUGUCAUCAAUGGCUACAAGGCAGUGAAAGAGGCCCUCAUUGACCAAGGAGAGGAGUUCAGUGGCAGAGGGAAAAUGCCUUCAGUGGACAAAAUCUUUGAUGGGUUUGGGGUUGUGUUUAGCAAUGGGGAGCGCUGGAGACAACUUCGUCGCUUCUCACUUAGCACUCUGAGGAAUUUUGGCAUGGGGAAGAGAAGCAUUGAGGAAAGGAUCCAGGAAGAAGCACAGUGCUUAGUGGAGGAGGUCAGAAACUACAAACAAAAGCCGACAGAUCCAAGGAAUAUUCUUGCUCAAGCCGUCUCCAAUGUCAUCUGUUCCAUUGUCUUUGGGAAUCGCUUUGAGUAUGAAGACAUGAAGUUUCUGAAGCUGCUUAACUUGUUUAAUGAGUCUUUCCUACUGUUGAGCUCCACCUGGGGGCAGCUACAGGAAAUAAUUCCUACAGUUAUGGACCAUAUUCCUGGACCCCAUCAGAGAAUAAAUCCAAUUAUUGAGACACUGCUGGAAUUUGUGUCUGAGAGAGUCAAAAUGAACCAGGCUACAGUGGACCCAAGUUCACCCAGAGACUACAUUGAUUGCUUCAUCACCAAAAUGCAACAGGAGAAUAAAGACGCCACUUCUGAAUUUAACAUGAAGAACUUGCUGAUGACUGUCCUCAAUUUAUUCUUUGCUGGGACAGAGACAGUUGGUACAACAUUAAGACACGGAUUCCUCAUCAUUCUGAAAUACCCAGAGAUACAAGAUAAGUUGCAUAAGGAAAUAGAUUGCGUGAUAGGCCACAACCGAAGCCCAAACGUUGAGGACCGGAGCAAGAUGCCAUAUAUGGACGCUGUCAUACAUGAGAUCCAGAGGUUUAGUGAUGUUAUCCCUAUAAAUGUCCCCCACACGGUCAUCAGAGACACCACAUUCAGAGGAUUCACCAUUCCAAAGGGCACUGAUGUCUUUCCUCUGCUGUGUUCCGUCCUGCGAGACCCCAGCCAGUUCACCACACCAGACAAAUUCAACCCUGGACACUUUCUCGAUGAGUCUGGGUGUUUUAAGAAGAAUGAUGCUUUUAUGCCAUUUUCCACAGGUAAACGGAUUUGCCUUGGAGAAGGUUUGGCCCUCAUGGAGCUGUUUCUUUUCCUCACCACCAUCCUACAGAAUUAUACACUAACUUCAGAGACUCAAUUCACAGAAAAUGAUAUUGCCCCUCGAAUGACCGGCUUUGCAAAUGUUCCCAUUAAUUAUGAGAUGACAUUUAAACCACGUGUAGUAUAACUCAAAGACAAACAAGUAUAAU
Pseudophryne corroboree (corroboree frog) is the source of this 1513-nucleotide messenger RNA. RefSeq names its product cytochrome P450 2G1-like. The transcript has 9 exons. Bases 1 to 1491 code for a protein of 496 amino acids. Gene Ontology annotation, cellular component: cytoplasm; intracellular membrane-bounded organelle. Gene Ontology annotation, molecular function: heme binding; oxidoreductase activity, acting on paired donors, with incorporation or reduction of molecular oxygen, reduced flavin or flavoprotein as one donor, and incorporation of one atom of oxygen; arachidonate epoxygenase activity. The record is from RefSeq and is a predicted model, not a curated record. Gene Ontology annotation, biological process: xenobiotic metabolic process; epoxygenase P450 pathway. Lineage: Eukaryota; Metazoa; Chordata; Amphibia; Anura; Myobatrachidae.